ACAAGGGCUUGAUAAGGUUUGUUUUACAUAGAUUUAUUCCUACGUCAAAUGAGCGCUUCCUUCUUAGAAAAAUAUUUUCUCUAGGAGGUUGGGUGAGGAAGAUCGAUAACAGAUCCAUAGAUGGGGAAGACGCCUUCGUUUAAAGAAGAAUUCAAAUUCGAGGAGCGGUGCUACGAUUCCCGAGAUAUAAUCGCCAAAUAUCCUGAUCGACUCCCCGUGGUGGUUGAAAGGUAUUCAAAAACUGACCUCCCUGAGAUGGAAAAGAAAAAGUACCUGGUACCCCGAGACAUGUCUAUUGGGCAAUUAAUUCACAUCUUGAGUGGCAGGCUUCAUCUGUCUCCAGGAAAAGCUCUUUUUGUAUUUGUCCAGAAUACCUUACCACAAACAUCUAGUUUGAUGGAAACUGUCUAUGAAUCAUUCAAGGACGAGGAUGGGUUCCUCUAUAUGUGCUACAGCAGCGAGAAAACUUUUGGAAAUGCAAAUAGCCAGACACGUUGAUGCUGAUGCUGUCCUUUGUAGAUAAUUGAAAAUCUGCAUUUCCUUAUGGACUUUUAUGUAUCAUAAUGUAGCAUAUACGUGUGAGACAAAACUGUUUUACAUUAUCAAAUGUUCUGUACAUACUUUAAACAUCAGGGAUGUUUCAAGUUAUAUUUACACACAUCAAUCUCUUUUAUACCAAGGA
Molecule: messenger RNA, 682 nt
Organism: Cornus florida
Lineage: Eukaryota; Viridiplantae; Streptophyta; Magnoliopsida; Cornales; Cornaceae
Product: autophagy-related protein 8i
Exons: 5
Coding region: 121-498 (125 amino acids)
Biological process (GO): cellular response to nitrogen starvation
Source: RefSeq, a predicted model, not a curated record